Vidua macroura (Pin-tailed whydah) is the source of this 969-nucleotide messenger RNA. RefSeq names its product transmembrane BAX inhibitor motif containing 6 (gene TMBIM6). Bases 1 to 855 code for a protein of 284 amino acids. Lineage: Eukaryota; Metazoa; Chordata; Aves; Passeriformes; Viduidae. Gene Ontology annotation, biological process: cellular response to unfolded protein; negative regulation of apoptotic signaling pathway; negative regulation of endoribonuclease activity. Gene Ontology annotation, cellular component: mitochondrial membrane. The record is from RefSeq and is a predicted model, not a curated record. Gene Ontology annotation, molecular function: enzyme binding. The transcript is spliced from 10 exons.
AUGAGGCGGGAGGCGGGACCAUGCGGGGUUUCAGCCAAUGAGCGGCGGGGGCGUGGCGCAGAGCUCGCGGCCUGGCACGGACGGCGGACGCGGCGCAGCUUGCAGCCCUGUGGAGCGGCCGUGGGCCCAUCCCAGCCUGGCACCAUGAACGUCUUCGAGCGCAGCAUCAACUUUGAUGCCCUCUUCAAGUUCUCCCACAUCUCAGCCUCCACCCAGGAGCACCUGAAGAGGGUCUAUGGCAGCUUUGCCAUCUGUAUGUUCGUGGCAGCUGCGGGCGCCUACAUCAACGUGGUGACCCACCUUUUCCAGUUUGGGCUCCUGACUGGCCUGGGCGCACUGGGGCUGAUGGUUUGGCUCACGGCCACCCCUCACAGCCGUGAGACCGAGCAGAAGAGGCUGGGGAUGCUGGUUGGCUUCGCCUUCCUCACGGGCAUCAAUCUGGGACCCCUCCUGCAAAUGUGCAUCUCCAUCAACCCCAGCAUCAUCCCCACUGCCUUCCUGGGCACUGCCACCAUCUUUGCCUGCUUCUCGCUGAGCGCCCUGUACGCCCGGCGCCGCAGCUACCUCUACCUAGGAGGUUUCCUGCUCUCUGGCCUCACCCUGAUGCUUCUCUCCUCUCUGAUUAACGCCUUUGUGAGAUCCACCUGGCUCUUCACGGCCAACCUGUACGUGGCUCUGAUGAUCAUGUGCGGCUUCGUGCUCUUCGACACGCAGCUCAUCAUUGAGAAGGCGGAGAGCGGGGACAAGGAUUACAUCUGGCACUGUGUUGAUCUCUUCCUCGACUUCGUCAACAUCUUCCGGGAGCUCCUGAUGAUCCUGGGCAUGGCCGAGAACAAGAAGAAGGAGAAGAAGUGAAGCGGCUCUGGGCCGAGGCAGAGCCACCCCUGUGUCCCCAUGUCCCCUCCUGUCCCUCUCUGUCAUUAAAGGGGCUGCGCUUUGCUGCCGAGGAAGCAGCCAGAAGCUUUCGCA